AUGGCUAUGCGCAACAUCGGUGUGAAGACUAGCCAAAUCAUAGACUAUAUGGUAAAUCAAUCCGGGUCUUAUGAGAAUGUUGGUUUCAUCCGUACGGAUCUGCAUAACCAUAUUCAAGCCAAACGUAGAACAGAAGUUGAGGAUGGUGAUGCGCAGGGUGCGUUGGUUUACCUAUGUGCAAAACUUGAUGUUGAUGCACGUUUUUUUUACAAGUAUGAUGUGUGUAAUGAUAACACGUUACAAAAUCUGUUCUGGGCAGAUUCGAAAUCACGGGCCAACUAUGCAAAGUUUGGUGAUAUGUUGAUAUUUGACUCAACUUACAGAACCAAUGCAUACAAGAAACCUUUUGUCAUGUUAGCUGGUGUGACUAGCCACUUUAGGACCAAGAUAUUUGCAUGUGUUUUGCUAGCUAAUGAGACAAUUGAUACAUACACAUGGGUUUUGGAAACAUUUAUGGAGGCGAUGGGUAAUAAAGCACCUGUGUCCAUACUGACAGAUGGGGAUAAGGCGAUGUGA
Camellia sinensis is the source of this 516-nucleotide messenger RNA. Lineage: Eukaryota; Viridiplantae; Streptophyta; Magnoliopsida; Ericales; Theaceae. The record is from RefSeq and is a predicted model, not a curated record.